GAUCAUAUUCACCUGGCCUCCUCCAACGGAGAGCUCUCCUCAAGCAUGGAUCCACUUAAUUGUUCACCAUUAUUCCAACGUUCGUCGGUAUCAGGCUCCUGUUCUCCAACAGCCCAACUCGCUUUUGCGUCGAAUUUCGCUUCUAUACCAGUUUGUAAAACAUUUGACUUACGAACACCACUUCCGGACCAUGUCUCCGAAUCUACUGGGCGGGCGAAACGAGAGGUACUUAAUGUGAUCCAGGAAUUAUUGGUUCAUUAA
This is a messenger RNA of Protopolystoma xenopodis, 261 nucleotides long. Lineage: Eukaryota; Metazoa; Platyhelminthes; Monogenea; Polystomatidea; Polystomatidae. The record is from the annotation of a GenBank genome assembly.